AUGUUAGAUAAGAAAGCAGAUAAGAACCAUACACAUGAUUUCUUCACAACUGUUGGUAUAGAAAGUAUUGAAGGAACGGUUGAAGAAACUGGUGGGGAUGCAAUAUAUUGUAAACCUCCUAACUUUCCACAAGGUUUAACAUCGGAUGACGACAUAACGACGAUGAGAAACAUUAGAUGUAAAGAUGUUUAUGUCAUGAAGGAUGAACAUAAUAUUAAAUUCACUGCUCAAGAUUUAUAUGACAAGAAAGCCGACAAGAACCAUACACAUAAAUCCUUCACUACUGUUAGAGCAGACGACAUAAUAUUGAACUUUGACCUUGGUUCAAGUGCACCAUUAGAAAAUCCAAGUACAAGCGUAAAAGAUACUCUUAACAGUUUAGAUAACAGUUGCAGGAACAUUGAAAGUCAUGCCAGAAACUUUGAAGCAUAUGAACUACCAGCAAUGUUAGAUAAGAAAGCAGA
This is a messenger RNA of Trichomonas vaginalis G3, 464 nucleotides long. RefSeq names its product phage tail repeat-like family. NCBI's taxonomy places the organism in Eukaryota, Parabasalia, Trichomonadida, Trichomonadidae. The record is from RefSeq and is a predicted model, not a curated record. The transcript has a single exon. The annotation marks the transcript as partial.